Molecule: messenger RNA, 2307 nt
Organism: Linnemannia hyalina
Lineage: Eukaryota; Fungi; Mortierellomycota; Mortierellomycetes; Mortierellales; Mortierellaceae
Source: the annotation of a GenBank genome assembly
AUGGCAACACAGCGCAAUGUCCACAAACCCCUCCUCUUCGAAAUCGCAUGGGAGGUCGCCAACAAAGUUGGAGGAAUCUACACAGUGUUAAAGUCAAAGGCACCGGUGACUUGCCACGAAUAUGGAGACAGAUACACCAUGAUCGGGCCCCUGUCCUACAAGACUGCUCCCCUGGAGGUCGAGACUCUCGAGCCCGACACUCCCGAACUCAGACUCACUCUCGAGUCCAUGAAGGAACGUGGUGUCAAGUUUCUUUAUGGUCGCUGGCUGAUCGAGGGUGCCCCCAAGGUUCUCCUCUUUGACACAGGCUCAGUCUACCACAAGCUCGACGAAUGGAAGGGCGAUCUCUGGAACGUCGCCGGCAUUCCUUCCCCACCAAAUGAUCAUGAGACCAACGAGGCCAUUCUUUUUGGAUAUCUCGUUGCCUGGUUCCUCGGUGAAUUCGUAGCGCAUGAGAAAAAGGCUGCGAUUAUUGCCCACUUCCACGAAUGGCUCGCAGGUGUGGGCAUUGCCCUCUGCCGCAAGCGUCAUAUCGACGUCACCACCAUCUUCACCACCCACGCUACCUUGCUCGGACGUUACCUUUGCGCUGGAUCCGUCGACUUUUACAACAACCUCAGGAGCUUUGAUGUCGACCACGAGGCUGGCAAGCGUGGCAUCUACCACCGAUACUGCAUCGAGCGUGCUGCUACUCACUGCUGCGAUGUCUUUACCACUGUCUCUCAUAUCACUGCCUACGAAGCUGAGCAUUUGUUGAAGCGCAAACCAGAUGGUGUGUUGCCCAACGGACUCAACGUCGUCAAGUUCCAGGCAAUGCACGAGUUCCAGAAUUUGCACGCAGUGUCCAAGGAUCGCAUCCACGACUUUGUCCGAGGUCACUUUUACGGCCACUAUGAUUUCGAUCUGGAGAACACCCUUUACUUUUUCACCGCUGGACGAUACGAGUACCGCAACAAGGGUCUGGACAUGUUUAUUGAGUCCCUCCAGCGUCUGAAUGAGAAACUGAAGGCAUGCAACUCGCCAAUGACGGUUGUCGCGUUUAUCAUCACCCCUGCUGAGACGCAUUCGUUCACAGUCGAGACCUUGAAGGGACAGGCUGUGGUCAAGCAACUUAAGGAGACUGUCCAUGAUAUCGCCAAGCGCAUGGAAACCCGCCUCUUCGAGAAAGCCGCUCGUGGAGGAGAUGUGAACACGACACAGUUUUUGACGAGCGAGGAUCAGAUUCUGCUGAAGCGCCGUACGUUCGCGCUGAAGAGAUCGACCCUCCCUCCCAUCGUGACUCACAACAUGGCUGACGACGACAAGGAUCCCGUCUUGAGCCAGCUGCGUCGCUUGGGACUGUUCAACCACCCCUCGGAUCGCGUCAAGAUUGUCUUCCACCCCGAGUUCCUCAAUUCCAGCAACCCACUUUUUGGUCUUGACUACGAGGAAUUCGUCCGCGGUUGCCAUCUCGGUGUUUUCCCUUCGUACUAUGAGCCUUGGGGUUACACCCCUGCAGAGUGCACUGUCAUGGGUGUUCCUUCGAUCACGACUAACCUAUCUGGAUUCGGAUGUUUCAUGGACGACAACAUUGUGGAUUCUUCAGAGUACGGAAUCUAUAUUGUCGAUCGCAGGAUGAAGUCGGUUGAGGAGUCGAUCCAGCAAUUGGCCGACCAGAUGUUGAUGUUCUGCCAAAAGUCGCGUCGCCAGCGUAUUAACCAACGUAACAGAACAGAGCGCUUGUCGGAUCUCUUGGACUGGAAGAGGAUGGGACUCGAGUACAUCAAGGCUCGCCAGUUGGCACUCAGGAGAGCGUACCCAGACUCGUUUGACGACGACUAUUUCGGGUUAGAUGAGGCAACUCAACAGCAAGUACAGCUCCAGGAACAGAGAACCAAGAUCCCCAACCCUCGAUCCGCUCCUGGAUCACCCCGCAUCAGGACUCCUCUUGAGGGAGUCGACACAGAGCUGACGUUUGCAAAGAUGUCGGCGCAUGAUCGUGAGCGGUAUUUAUCUUACAAGAUGCAGGGUCAUGACGAUGAGGAGGCUCUGAUGGACGAUGUCACGGCAAUGCAGAUCAAGAUUCCCUUCCGUCAGCGGCAGUCGACACGCGAGGAGAGGUUGGCCGAAGGAGACUUUGACGUCUCAGAGGCCGAAGUGGAGGCCGCUCAGGGCGACAUUGCACAGGUCGGCCAUGCUGCUGCGACGCAGAAGCAGUACAAGGAUCCCGUCGGAGGCGCCAAGAAUGGACAGUACUACCAGUCCGGCGCUGCUACUGUUGGAGGACACAAUGGAUCCUACAACAACGGCAAUGGAUAUCACCGUUAA